AGCAUAGUGGGUAUAGUACACGCAAUGGGCUCUUUGAUUCCGAGAAGAACAAGUACGAAUCCCAAAGGCAAUCAACGGAGUGCUGCUAACAUGCGCCACGGUCCAUUGGUGGCAUUAUUCUCCCGCCAUCAUCAAGAAAAGCGCUCCGAACCAAAAUUCCUCUUUCUCUCUCUCUAGAAGGAAAGAAAGAAUAGGCAAUGGAGCUGCCGGUGAUAGAUCUAGCACCGUAUCUGGAGAAAUCAGCUAAAUGUAGCCGGGAAGUAGGAGAGAAGAAGUUGGAUGAUCCAAAUCUUCAGAAGCUGUGUGAGGAGGUGAGUCGAACCCUAGCACAGACCGGAGCUUUGCUUGUCAAAGAUCCCAGAUGCUCCGCCCAAGACAACGAUCGCUUCAUCGAUAUGAUGGAGAAGUAUUUCCAACGCCCACCACAAUUCAAGCGCCUCCAAGAGCGUCCUCACUUGCAUUACCAGGUUGGGGUAACACCUGAAGGAGUUGAAGUUCCUCGUAGCUUGGUUGAUGAGGAAAUACAAGGCAAGUUAAGAGCAAUGCCCAAAGAGUUUCAACCCUCCACUCCCAUGGGACCAGACCCAAAGUGGCGGUACAUGUGGAGAGUUGGUCCUCGGCCAUCAAACACCCGCUUUCAGGAACUGAAUGCUGAGCCAGUCAUACCUGAGGGAUUUCCCGAGUGGAAAGACACCAUGGACUCCUGGGGCUACAAAAUGAUAUCUGCUAUAGAGGCUGUUGCAGAAAUGGCAGCAAUUGGGUUUGGCUUGCCUAAGGAUGCAUUCACUUCUCUCAUGAAGCAGGGACCACAUUUGCUUGCUCCAACGGGGAGUGACCUUCAACGUUAUGGCCAGGAGGGCACUGUGUUUGCUGGAUAUCAUUAUGACCUUAACUUUCUAACAAUUCAUGGCCGAAGUAGAUUCCCUGGUCUAAACAUUUGGCUUAGAAAUGGGCAAAAGAUGGAAGUGAAGGUUCCUAUAGGUUGUCUCCUUAUUCAGACAGGAAAGCAGAUAGAAUGGUUGACAGCAGGAGACUGCAUAGCUGGUAUGCAUGAAGUUGUUGUGACUAAUAGGACCACUGAUGCAAUUAAACUAGCAUUGCAGCAAGAUCGCAGCCUUUGGAGAGUAUCCUCAACGUUGUUUGCACACAUAGCUUCUGAUGCUGUGCUGAAGCCUUUAGGCCACUUUGCUGGAUCUCCAAUUGCCAGCAACUAUCCACCCAUUUGUGCAGGAGAGUUUGUAGAACAAGAGCUUGCUGUAAUUAAUCUCAAAGGAAACAAAGGAGAGCUUUGAUGAAACAUUAUCUGAGAAAGCAUGUGUUGUUUUCCCUUGAAGAAGCUAACAGCAUUUCAAGAUUGUUGUGAUGAAAUGAGUCAUGAAGUAGGUUUGAUUAAUAGUGUCCCAUUGUUUAUCUGUCUGGAGAUUAGAAUAAUUGGGCCUUUUAAUCAAGCCAUUGUGCAUGUUUGUUUUAUGAUGAAGUAGGUUUGAAUAAUAGUGUCCCAUUGUUUAUCUGCCUGGAAAUCAGACUAAUUGUGCCUUCUAAUUGAGCCAUUGUGCAUGUUUGUUUUAUGAUAUUUGCUGAGUUCUCAACAUAUUUCUGAA
Molecule: messenger RNA, 1601 nt
Organism: Camellia sinensis
Lineage: Eukaryota; Viridiplantae; Streptophyta; Magnoliopsida; Ericales; Theaceae
Product: 2-oxoglutarate (2OG) and Fe(II)-dependent oxygenase superfamily protein
Source: RefSeq, a predicted model, not a curated record